AACACUGUGUAAUGGUAGUUGCUGCUUUGAUCAGUAGCAUUUUAUUUGAUGAGAUACGUCCAGCAUUGGGUAUUUGUUGGACGAUCUUGGGGAGGUCCUUUAAUUAUAUAGUUAAUUUCCGGCAAUGGUUUAGUAGCGCAAAAAGAUGGCUACUUCAAUGGCGGUAAAUUCAGCUGCUACGCUUUGGGGCCCUUACAAAGGUAUCUAUCAAACAGUAGUGGAUGCAGUCUGGAAGAGAAAGCCUGAAGCUCCUCAUCUACUUGAUUUGGUCCUAAAGAAGCAUAAGCCUGAUUUUAUUUCGUUGUUCAAAAAUCCAGCCAAAAAUGUUCAGCAGCGUGAGAAGAUUCAGAAGGCAGGUACAGAGGGAAUCGCCAUUCAGGGUCAGCAGGGGACAAAACUCCUUCCAGAGCAACUGAUCAAGGAGGUGUUCAUCUUGAGUGACUUGUUUAAUAUCGGAGAACUAGCUGCCCUGGAGCUGUUGCUUUCAGGAGAACACCAACAGCCUCAUUUUCCUGGUAUGACAAGGGGUUUAGUUGCUGUUCUUUUGUACUGGGAUGGCAAACGCUGUAUUGCUAAUUCAUUGCGGUCUCUUAUCCAGUCACGACGAGGAAAAACAUUUACACUAGAGCUCAGUUUAGUGAAAUUGAAUAUGAGCACCAGAGAGCACACUGCCAAAAAUGUUCAGCAGCGUGAGAAGAUUCAGAAGGCAGGAGAACACCAACAGCCUCAUUUUCCUGGUAUGACAAGGGGUUUAGUUGCUGUUCUUUUGUACUGGGAUGGCAAACGCUGUAUUGCUAAUUCAUUGCGGUCUCUUAUCCAGUCACGACGAGGAAAAACAUUUACACUAGAGCUCGUUUCUGAUCUUAUCAAAGAAUGUCGGCAGUCAUUGGCAGACUGUCUUUUUGCUUGGACUUGCCAGUCCCCGCUCAACAAAGAUGAUACGUUACGCUUGAUGGAUUACCUGAAAAAUGUGACAACAGAAGCAGAUGGCUCGCUGGAUAGUGUUAACCUGUCCCUUCUCAUGGCACUACUGUAUUGUUUUGAUAUCAGCUUUCUCCAACAAGUUACCGAAGAUAGAGAUGAUCUGUUUCGUCAGACUUCAUUAACUGAUAAAAAUUAUGUUGAAGCUGUUCACAAGCAGUUGCUGGAUCCGCAGCCUUGGACACUUCCUGGAAUGCAAGCGACAGUAAGACUGGCGUGGGCCUUAACACUUCGGACCUUAUCUCAGCUUCGCAUUGACACAGGUAUGCUGCAUCAUAUAUCAAAUUGCAUUCCUCUUUGUGUAAAUGCUUCAGGGACCCAGUGUAUGUUUGUCAAGAUUUUAAUGCUUGCCAUUUUGGUUAAAAUUGUUUUUGUUUAGGUGAAACAGCUACGGAAUCGGGCUGAUGAAGAUGCCAGAUUAAGUAUACAAAUGGGCAGUGAACUACCUACUGGUGUGCGUCGUGACCUUGAACAUCUCAUGUUAUUGAUUGCAGAGUUGUACAGGAAGGACUCCUUCAACUUGGAGCUAGCUCUAGAAUACUGGUGCCCGACAGAGCCUGUCCAAAACCACAGUCUUAUGGGAACAUAUCUUGGCGUCCCUCACCAGCGACCACCUCAGCGUCAGGUUGUCUUAUCGAAGUUUGUCCGACAAAUGGGUGACCUACUUCCACCUACCAUCUAUAUCCCAUAUCUGAAGAUGCUGCGUGGCCUGGCUAGUGGACCACAGUGUGCUCAUUACUGUUUCAGCCUGCUGAAGGUGAACGGCAGUAGUCAUGUUGAGAACAUCCAAGCAGGUGGUGGCAGCCCAGUUUCCUGGGAGCAUUUUUACCAUUCGCUGAUGUUGUAUCAUGUUCAUUUACGGAGGGAUCUUCCCAGUGCAGACAGUGUACAGCAUCGUCAUCUUCCUCUAAGGGGAAUUACACAGAGAGAACUUGAUGGCCUUAUUGCCUUUCUUCAGCUUCAAACAACCAUUGUCAAGUGGAGUGAAAACGCUCGCUUGGCAUUGUGUGAACACCCGCAGUGGGCCCCCAUUGUUGUGAUGCUGGGACUCUUGCAGUGUAGUAUCCCUCCAAUUCUGAAGGCUGAACUGUUGGAAGCAAUUGCUGCCUUUGGGAAGUCGCCUGAAAUUGCAGCUUCACUGUGGCAGUCAGUGGAGCAUACCCAGAUUCUGCAGACAGUACGACUUCCAAGUCAGCGACAAGCAACUGGGAUUGAGGUUGAACUGAGUGAGAUUGAAUCACGCUGUGAAGAGUACCCUCUAACCCGUGCUUUCUGUACACUUAUAAGCACACUUGUAGAAGGUUCUUUUCCUUCUAAUCUUGGAGCUGGUGUUCGGCCUCCAGGGUUUGAUCCUUACCUUGACUUCAUCAGAGACUCUGUGUUCCUUCGUUUUCCAUCUCGAGCAUACAGAAGAGCUGCUGAAAAGUGGGAAGUAGCUGAGGUAACCCUGGAAAUUUUUUACAAGCUUCUGAGAGACUACGAACCUCAGCCAGAAGACUUUGUGGACCAAGUUUUGGAACUGCAAGGGGAAGAGGUCCUUGCCUGUAAGCCUCCUGGUUUCCACUUGAUGUUUCACCUUUUGAACGAUUCCCCAAUGCUGGGGUUAUGUCUCUUCCUGCUGGAGGAAGGAGUUCAACAACUGGAUACCUGUGCUCCUUUUCCAGGAAAGAGACACAUGGAGAAGGCAGUGGAGUACUGUCUAGGACUGUUCAAUCUGACCCUUCAAAAGGAGAACCUUUUCACAGACCUGCUACGGGAGAGCCCCUCUUCACUUAUUGUCACAGCACUUGAACAGUUGCUGCAGGGAAUCAAUCCUCGCACAAAAAGAGCUGAUAAUGUGGUGAAUAUAGCCAGAUACCUGCGCCAUGGAGAUAGCAACCCUGAACUUGCAUUCGAAAGUGCCAAGAUCCUCUGCUGCAUCUCUCGGUAUCCCAAUAUCCAGGUGAAGCUUGUUGGCGAUUUCACUCGGGAUGAAACUGUGAGUCUGACCCUGAUGGCUGGUUUUGUGGAAUGCUUAGAUAGUGAAGAUGCAGAAGAACUUAUCACUGUGGAUGAUGAUAUGGAUGAGAACAAAAGGUUAUCAAAAGUAAGACAUCAAACAAGAAUCCAUAUCCUGAAUCUUCUUAUAACUUCUUUGGAACUGCAACCUCCCAACUUGGCUCUGUAUUUACUAGGGUAUGAAGUGAAGAAGUCAGUCAGUACAACUAAUCUUCAGGACCCAGGUGUCCUUGGUUGCCCACGUACCUGUCUGCACGCCAUCUUGAAUAUCCUUGAGAAAGGUUCUGAGAGCAGAGACGGACCUGUGGCUAUAAAGGAAUCCCCACAUCUUGCAGAACUCUGCUACCAGGUAAACACUAUGCAUGAGUUCUGUACAAUAUCUUCUACUUCGGGCGUGUCAGUGAAGUAUGUAAGAGUGGUACAAGAUAUUAUAUGCAAGUAUUUGCAACACCUGCCCUUCUACGUCUUGGACCAUGAAAUCUCGUCACUAAACCAGAUGUCAUGGCUUAUGAAGACUGCAGCCAUUGAGCUGCGUUUGACUUCACUGAAUCGUCAGCGCUCCCACACCCAGAGACUUCUGCAUUUGUUGUUGGAUGAUGUGCCGUUUAAGCCAUACUCAGUUGAUGGAGAAGGAGGAAUGGAAGAAGACUCCAAAUCAUCUAGUGGUUUUCUACUCUUUGAUACAGUGUCCAAAGUUCGUCGAAAGAUUCUCAGCAUCUUGGAUUCUGUGGAUUUUAGCCAGGAGGUUCCUGAGCCCUUGCAGCUUGACUUUUUUGACAGGAACAAAGUUGAGCAGGUCAUUGCAAACUGUGAGCACCGAAACCAUAGAGGUCAGACCAUCUGUAAUGUGAAGGUAUUUGACUUUAACACCAGUAUUUGGAGAGACAGCAAAAGCUCUCCCUAUGCAGCUAGUGUCCCAGCUGGGAAUACGAUUCAGCUGACAGCAGCUAGUGUCCCAGCUGGGAAUACGAUUCAGUUGACAGCAGCUAGUCUCCCAGCUGGGAGUACGAUUCGGCUGACAGCAGCUAGUGUCCCAGCUGGGAAUAUGAUUCAGCUGACAGCAGCUAGUGUCCCAGCUGGCAAUACAAGUCAGCUGACAGCAGCUAGUGUCCCAGCUGGGAAUACGAUUCGGCUGACAGCAGCUAGUGUCCCAGCUGGGAGUAUGAUUCAGCUGACAGCAGCUAGUGUCCCAGCUGGGAGUACGAUUCGGCUGACAGCAGCUAGUGUCCCAGCUGGAAGUACGAUUCGGCUGACAGCAGCUAGUGUCCCGGCUGGGAGUACUAUUCGGCUGACAGCAGCUAGUGUCCCGGCUGGGAGUACGAUUCAGCUGACAGCAGCUAGUGUCCCAGCUGGGUGUACAAUUCAGCUGACAGCAGCUAGUAUACUGAAUGAGGACGCUGCUCAAGAACUUAUGCCAGUUGUAGCAGGGGCGGUAUUCACACUCACUGCCCACCUGAGCCAGUCGCUUCGUACGGAGCAAAAGCUGAUGGUUUCGGUUGCUGCCAUUAGAGACUCUCAGUAUAUUUCUAUGCUAGAUGCUGAGUCUUUGUCAACCUCAUCAGGAGCUGAAGAUACUGUGACUGGAUUUGCAUCCUUUCGUGAUUCUUCGCUGAAUAUUAUCUUAAGGAGAUUAUUGGAUUUCAUUUUGAGAACAGGAGGUGGAUACCAGCGUGUACGGGCGCAUCUUUAUGGUUCUCUCUUGUAUUACCUACAGAUAGCCCAGAAACCAGAUGAACCUGAUACCCUGAAAACAGCUGAGAUGACAAUGUGGCAGCGUCUCACAGCUCCUGAAGAUGUGUUCAGUAAAUUACAGCAAGAGAACAUGGCAACGAUUGAAAAAUACGGUGCUGCACUCAUGGAGGUCAUCUGUCGAGAUGCUUGUGAUGGUCAUGAGAUUGGAAGGAUGCUGGCUCUAGCUUUGCUGGAUCGUAUCAUUUCUGUGGAUAAAUAUAACCAGUGGCUCACUUUUCUCUGCAACAGUGGAUAUUUGAAAGUACUGGUGGACAGUCUGGCCCAGGAUGACCUCUUGCUGCAGAGCAUGCUCAGUCCACAGCCUCCCCUUCUGAAAGGACUGUACAUUUAUGAAUCUAAAAUGGCUUUCCUGACAAGGGUGGCAAAAAAUCCACAAGGGACACUUGAGCUACUAAGAUGCGGUGCGAUUGUGAAGCUGGCUCAUUGUCAGGUGUUUGAUAUGAGACCUGAAACUGACACACAAGGAUUAUUUGGAAUGAGAGAGCCGUCAGGCUUCAUCCCAGCACCAGUAGAACGUUAUCACCAGAUUUUGCUGCCUGCACUCCAACUUUGUCAAGUUAUUCUUACAUCAAGCACUGCUCAACAGCAGCAGGCAGCAGGACAAGUCUUUCAGUUUCUCAUUGCACAUUCUGAUACAAUACAUGCAAGCCUACGAUGUCAGACUGUGAGUGAGGGAUCUCUUCAGGAACUGGCCCUUUUGACUGGGAUAAUCAGCAAAGCAGCCUUGCCAGGUGUUCUGACUGAACUUGAACGGGAUGCUAAUGAAGGCUUACUGAUGGAGUUUCAAGGACAUAUUGGACGAUUUCAGCGUCUGUGUCUUGGACUUCUAAGCCGUUUUGGAGGUUCAGAGCGUAUGCGACACUUUAAAUUACAAGAAGAUAACACACAAGAGGACGUUCAUAGAAGAGCUAUGAUGGAUAUAGCCAUGCAUCAGAUCUGUGCUAAUGUUAUGGAGUACUGUCGGACACUGGUAUUACAGAGCUCCCCAACAUCCCAGCAUACAAUUUGUCUCUUUACUCCCAGUUUAGCUGAUGCAGCUAAUAGGGAAGGAUCUAGACAAGACUCUCAGAUUUCAGCAGUUCCAUACUGGCGACUUCCAGGCCUAGGUGGUGUUGUUUACUUGCUGAAGCAAAAUGCUAAUGACUUUUUCACUUGCCAUGCGAAUCACAGCCAGAGUGUCCAUAAGCUACAGAAUGUGGAGCAGCUACCACCAGAAGAAAUCAAGGAGCUUUGUCAGUUGGUUAUCCCAGCAGGUGUGGAUAAAAUUUCAACUACUCAUAAGUAUGCUCUGGCUAGGCGGUGUCUUGUGAAAGUGAUCAACAACCAGGCCAAAAUGUUAUCCCUCUGCUGUUACACUGUAGAAAACUGUUUGUUUGUCCUUUGGAGGCACUUGGAAUACUAUCUUUUGCAUUGUAGUCCCACAGAUUCUCAAAAUACUCCUCUAACUGGGGCUGCACAUCGAGGAAGAGUACAAGAUUCUUACAGUGUGGAAUUAAGCAGUGAAGGAAGGAACUUUGGAAUGAGUCGAAUUACCCAGCAGGACAUUGAUCAGUCCCAUGAUCUCUAUCAGAUGAUUGAGUUUUCAGAAACUCUAAAUUCAUAUAAUCGGGACAAUAUGAUCAAGCUUUUGAAAACUCAAAGGUUUGGUUUUGUGCACUACAUCUCUUCAGAUGACUCUCAUAAUGAGGGAGUUUUAACGGUUCUGAAGAAGUCCUAUGAUAAUUGGGACAAAAUCACAUUGACUGUUUGUUUUGUGUUACAGUAUUAA
This is a messenger RNA of Protopterus annectens (West African lungfish), 6499 nucleotides long. It is a transcript of the gene NUP205, whose product is annotated as nucleoporin 205. Gene Ontology annotation, molecular function: structural constituent of nuclear pore. Gene Ontology annotation, biological process: nuclear pore organization. NCBI's taxonomy places the organism in Eukaryota, Metazoa, Chordata, Ceratodontiformes, Protopteridae. The record is from RefSeq and is a predicted model, not a curated record. Gene Ontology annotation, cellular component: nuclear pore; nuclear pore inner ring. The transcript is spliced from 48 exons.